CGAAGAUCAAUCUUUAGGUGCAUUACAUACAUUGGUGUCCAGUCUAACAUCACAAAGCUGAAUUGACGGGAGGGUCCAAUACGAAGUACUGCCUCGGCGCCAGCACACCAAGGCAAGGAUGACGUAGAAUCAACGCGACCGUUCCCCCAAAGCACGCGGCAAUUGGCGGUCCAUCCAACCAACACACUUCAAGUCUCAGCUGCACCUUUGACGUGUCGGACGGCAGUUGUUCAAUACAUUGCGGGGAACCGCAAGCCUCAUGCUAUAAACAGCCAUGAGAGCCGAGGACUAUAAAGUGCCGAUGCCGCCUUCCGAGGAGGCAGCCAUGUCGACAUCUUCAACACCCCAUAGACGGAUUUGGAGGAGUUCAACACUCUUUCAUCGCAUUCUGGUUGUACUGUGUAUUGCUGCGCUCUACAUGAUCAAUUCGACAUCGCGGAAAAUGUCCUAUGCGGACGCUGAUCUGUCACAGUAUACCGAAUCGAUAUUCAUUCCAUACAUCUACAAGUUCAGCCCGAAACAUGUACCACAAAUCCAGACGACAAUCAAGGAUGCGGAUAUUGAGAUGCCCGUGGACACCGGAAGUACCAUGACGCUGAUCGGUGCGCCCAUUCUCUCCAGUGUCGACAGAAGCAUAGGAACGCCAGCGCAUCACUUCUUCACUAGCAGCAAGAUCUUGUACGUGGGUCGUCUUGUGGAGCUUCCGAUCACGUUCCACGGAGAGGCUGGCUCGCAAGCUAUCGCGAAGGUGCCGAUCCUCGUAGUCGACAAAAGCUGGACAUGUCCGUGGUAUGAUCCGAGCACGCCAGCAGGUCGGUUUGAGUGCCCUCGUGGGCCCAAUGGAGAGGAGGCUCUUGUACGCGACACGUCAAAGAUAACAUACAUGGGUGUUGGCUUCGGUAGAAAUGGGCCAAAAGACGGUAUGCCGUAUGCUUCACCGAGGGUGAAUGCAUUCUUGAACAUUCAGUCGAUCAACGGGCGAAUGAUACCGCCCAAUUUUAUGCGACUGGGCUAUGCGAUCUCAACGCAGGGUGUGCAUCUUGGCUUGACGCAAGCGGUCGUGAAAGGGUUUCAAUUCACAGGCCUCGAGCCUGGGUUGACACACGACGAGGACCCAAGAGACUGGGCCAUGGCUAAGAUGUGCUUCAGCAUCGAUGGCAGAGGGAGGCAUUGUGGUCCUGGGCUUGUCGAUACAGGCAUCUCCCAAAUGUACAUUCGAGCCGAGGAAGGCUUCACAAUACCGAAUGUGACGAUUCGAAACCCGAAUCUCAAUGGCAGAGCGAAGAUGGUGAAACGAGUCAAGCCUGGCACGAGGCUGUCCAUUGGCUUCCCCUCGUUAGAGGACUCUGCGAUGUCGUACUCCUUCGCGGUUGGUGAUGGCUCGCAGGUAGAGCCCACGUACGUCUUUCCAGAAACGUCUUUGCGACCACCGUACGUUAACACCGGGAGGAACUUCCUCUGGGGCUGCUCGAUAGCCUUCGACGCAGCCGAUGGGCGGUUUGGCUUCCGGCCUGUAGAUGGCACAUCCAGUGCUCAUCUGUAAUGUAGUAACCAGUUCCAGCCUGGACCAUGUGUUUAACUUCUUCCUCUUUGCUUUGGAGGAUUCAAAUCCAAUCCCUCCACGCUUAUCCCAAGUCCAUUCCCUUUACCCAGUCGGUCUAGUCAUUUGACAGUCAGACUGCGCAUGGGGCUUUUCGAUCCCUCCCUCAAUACUCUGUACUCCUCAACUGCCUUCACAAUGACCAUGUGCGCCUGCUCGCCGUUUAGGCCGACGACGACAAUGGCACCGACACAGCCUUCUACGCCCUUCACAAGGGCAGGGUAUCCACCUCCUUCAAUCGUGUACUUCG
Messenger RNA from Didymella exigua CBS 183.55, 1850 nucleotides. RefSeq lists its product as uncharacterized. Bases 275 to 1543 code for a protein of 422 amino acids. The transcript has a single exon. Lineage: Eukaryota; Fungi; Ascomycota; Dothideomycetes; Pleosporales; Didymellaceae. The record is from RefSeq and is a predicted model, not a curated record.